GGACUUAUUUUAGGACGUGUUAGAACACCAGGCAGAGCGCCGCGCACGCAACCAACCCGGCUGCCAGAGAAAGAGCGAGCGGCGCGUUUGUCGGAACCAUGUUCGACCGAGCUGAGUCAGUUUUUUUUUUCGGACUGGAAAAUGAUUGCACUGUCACGAGCCUUCGCAACGUGCAAGAUACAACCGGGAUUUGCGUCCGCGCGUUCCAAGGGCGCAUUCCACGCGCGAUACUGUGUUGUAGCAACAUAUUACUCUAUCCGUGCUACAGAACUAGUCGCAUGCGACUAGCAGACAUUCUGAGGCAGAGAGAGAGUCUUGUCAUGUCCGAGGGAGUCAAGGCGUCUCGCUUCCGUCGUUCAAUAAUGGCUGAAGGCUCCGGGAAGCCCUACUGCUGGCCGCUUUUGGAAGCGCGAUUCGCGCUCCUCGUUCUGUGCGGCCCUCCACACACCUAGAGGGAGGUCUCUAUUUCGUGUUCGACUCGUGCUCGUCUGGGCACGAAGCGCACAGGUUCCAGACAUUAUAUAUCUGCGACAGUACCGCGUACUAGUACUACCACCAGUCGCACUACUGCCUGCUCUCUGCCGCGAAAGGAGAACCCACUGUGCUGUGCUAGUCCCCUGCCCUACUCCUACUAGGAGUCCCCCUACCAUCUGCUGCGCCGCUGACCCACUUUGACACUCACUCGUCCCUCGUCCCGCCAAGUCGCGUCCGCUUGAUCGCAUCCAACGCGCGCUCACCCCCGUCUUCAUCCUCCGGAUCGGAGCAUCAACGCGCGCCCGCGCUGCUGAAUCGGCAGCGGCAGCAGCGGCGAGCCGCCACGGAAUGGCGCGGGCUGACUCAGGCUAGGCGGGGUGCAGCGCGCGCUGCCACCCGCUUGGUGCCUCGCCAUCCUUGCCGCAUCCGCAUCCCCGGGCCUCGCGAGGGUCCACGCCGCAGCCGCCGCCGUGCGCUUGGAGGUCACGCAGGGUCGUAUGGGACGCGCCCUCGUGCCCCGUGCGUUGCUCCUGCUCCGCCACCCCUUCACCACCGCGUGCCGCUCCACCCACCCACGCGCAGGGAAGCAUGCAGCAGGCGCAGCAGCAUGAGGCGCACACGCCCUCCAUCCGCUCCCUGCCCAUGCCUCUCCACACGCAUGGCUGUCCCGGCCCCCGCCCUCACGCACCGCAUUACAUUGACACUCGCAAGCAAGGGGCACACUCACAGCAAGGGAAACCAGUACCACCAGCACCAGCAGCAGCAGCAGCAGCAGCAGCAAGCACUGCAGCAGCAGCAGCAGCAGCAAGCACUGCAGCAGCAGCAGCAGCAGCAAGCACUGCAGCAGCAGCACCAGCAGCAGCAGCAGCAGCAGCAGCAAGCACUGCAGCAGCAGCAGCAGCAGCAGCAGCAGCAAGCACUGCAGCAGCGUCCCUCAAUCAGCCAGCCGUGCUGCCCUCUAGGCCUCCCCACACCCAUCCCCUCUGUGCCAAGCCAACGGCACGAGUCAAGCUUUUCCAGCCCCCCUCCCUCUCCCCUCCCAGGGAAGUAGCCCGGCUAUACCCCAGCAGCAGCAGUGGGGACACAGCUGCACACUCAUUCCCCCACACCUCCGCAAUGUCCUAUCAGUCUGCCGUCCAUGCGCCCUCCACCGCCCAUGAAUCCCAUCCUGCUGCACGCCCUCCCUUCGCUGCUGCUGCCGCUGCUGCUGCCCCCCGUGCGUGGCUCAGGCCCCCAAACCGCCUGCCUAGAUCGCUCCCCCUGUAUGCUGCUGCCGCUGCACUGCCCACACGUCGUGCUGUGGCGAACUCGCUGAGGGCGUUUGAGUCGGGGGCGUCGCACAGCGCACAGAGUGGCCUGGCAGGGCACUAUGUGCGGUGGGCGAGGGAGGACGGGGGGUGUGAGAGGGAACACCAGAGGCGCGAGUACUUCAGGCACCUGGAGAGGCAUGCGAGAGAAUGGGUUGAGGAGGCCAGGCGACAGGGGCAGAGAGGGAGUGAGGGCCAGGGCAACCCGUCAUGGCCCAUAAGGCCUCCCUAUCCGCCACCGCCACACAGCCCCUUGCGUGACCCCGCCACCCUCCCAGCCUCCUCCUGCUCGUCCCCAUCCCGGCCGCUGGGUCUGGUGGCGGCGCACUCGCUGCACGACCUGAUGGUCAUCCGCGCCCUGCACUCCGCCCUGCUGCGCCUGCCCCGCCACUCCCUCGGCACUGCGCUCGGCAUAAGAACCAGAGCAGGCCAGCUUACCUCGGUCCCCGCUAUAAUUGUCUUCGUUUCCUGUAAGGUGCAUCAGCAGUGGGUUCCUGAAGGGCAGUUGCUGCCACGUCAGCUUGUGGGCCCCACAGGAGUGUGGUGUGACGUGGAUGUGGUGGAAUUCUGCUACACUGACGCCCCUGUUCCCACCUGCACGCCAUACUUCCCACCUCCUCCCCCUUCUCCCGAUCCUCCUGUCACUGCUGACUCACCAGAGGCUGUUAACGUUACUGUUGCUGUUGCCAUGGCUCAUGCUGACGGUGCUGCUGCUGGUGUUGGCGUUGGUUUUGGUUUCCCGAAUCCCGGGGCGAGCCAAGAAGUAGGAAGAGGUGGCGUGGGGAGCGCCAGGGAGAGCCAGGGAGGGGCAAGCGAGAGGGGCGCGCACAGCAGCAGAGCUGCACCGUUGGACGAGAUGACGGGCGGCGUGGGGGAGGUGGGGCCGGGGUCGCAGGUAGCGAGCGAGGGCACGUACGGGACGCUGACUGCGGUGGUGGUGAGCACUCGCGGGGAGGGCGCGGUGGGCGUGGUGACCAACCGGCAUGUGGCGGUGGACUUGAACCAGCCGCAGCAGGCGCUGCACCACCCGCUGCCGCCCAGCCACGGGCCCGGCGUGCUGCUGGGGCUGGUGGAGCGCGCGGUGUCGUUCGUGUCGGACUGCGUGUGGUACGGCAUGUUCGCCACGCCCAACACUGAGGCAUACGUGCGUGUGGACGCGGCGUUUGUGCCGUUCCACCCGUCGCUGGACGUAUCCAUCAUCACGCCUGCGCUGCGUGGGCUGGGUGCCGUGGGGCCGCCGUGCGACAUCUCCCUGCACGACGCCAUUGGCUCCAUCAUCAAUCGCCCCGUCUGCAAGGUAGGGGCGACGUCGGGCGUGACGCGGGGGCGCAUCAUGGGGUACGCGGUGGAGUACAACGACGACCGCGGGCGCACGCUCUUUACGGACUUCCUCAUCCUCGGCGAGCACGGCCAGCCGUUCGACCAGAAGGGCGACAGCGGCAGCCUCAUCCUCGCAAUGCCAACUCGUGAAGGGGGUUCUACGGAAGGCCGUGAUCGCACGGAUGGCGACAGUGUGCUUCGACCAAUCGGCGUGAUCUGGGGGGGCACUGCGAAUCAAGGGCGGCUGAAACUGCGGCGGGGGCAUGCACCUGAGAACUGGACAAGCGCCGUGGACGUGGGGAGACUGUUGCGACUGCUUGACCUGCGAAUGAUCACGACACCCGAAGAGCUCAGAGCCUUGGUGGUGGAGCAUCCCAACUCAUUCUCAACUGGUGUUGAGGUGUUCAGUUGUGAUUAUGGGGAGCCUUCAGGAUUUUAAUACAAAUCAUUGGUGAUGUUACGAUAAAGAAAUGCCGUUAGGCAUUCCUGAAAGUAACACAGGUUCAGAGUACUACCGGCACCUUCAGCGCGGUAUAUCCCCUAUCGGGUACGCGCCUCAGUCAGUUGCAAAGUGCAACAGUCAUCCGUGUGGACCAGCAACUCAACAGACAGUCGAAGUCCAAGAGUCAAGAGUCCAGGUGGACCGACACGACAGUAAGACAAGCAGGCUGUACCGACCUUGACAGUACACAGUUACCUGAAUCGUGUACGGUUACUGAUUCAUAUAUCGGCCAAGGGAAUGUACCCCUUCGGAGUACAUGGCUAGCUAGGACUCUCAUCUUCCUAUGUACUAUAUCAAGCUUGUAUUCCUUUGAUUUUUGGUAAUAAACUUGGGGCAUACCG
Molecule: messenger RNA, 3944 nt
Organism: Closterium sp. NIES-67
Lineage: Eukaryota; Viridiplantae; Streptophyta; Zygnematophyceae; Desmidiales; Closteriaceae
Source: the annotation of a GenBank genome assembly